Sebastes umbrosus (honeycomb rockfish) is the source of this 1033-nucleotide messenger RNA. It is a transcript of the gene faima, whose product is annotated as Fas apoptotic inhibitory molecule a. Lineage: Eukaryota; Metazoa; Chordata; Actinopteri; Perciformes; Sebastidae. Gene Ontology annotation, biological process: positive regulation of neurogenesis; negative regulation of extrinsic apoptotic signaling pathway via death domain receptors; canonical NF-kappaB signal transduction. The record is from RefSeq and is a predicted model, not a curated record. The coding region runs from base 312 to 857 and encodes 181 amino acids. The transcript has 5 exons.
CAACACCAAAAGUAGACUCUUUUAUUUCAAACACUGUUAUUUUGAAAGGGCAAGCCUGCCACCGGAAGUUGUAAUGCAACAAACUGCGACAGCUUCACAUGUUCUCCACAGCCAUGUUUCUGUGACCAGUAAAGUCAUGUUCAUGUUUUAACGCUAUGCGCUGUAGUUACUGUACUGAGGUAGUCAUAUUAUAGUAUACAGCUGGAGAUACACUUCAACCUGCACUGACAAGUAGCAUUAGGUUCACCGUCUUUGUUAUUAACUGACUAACAUCAGCCCAGUUUGUCUGCUGGCACGGCUCUGAAGACAGGAUGAUGUCCAAUGAUCUGGCUGGUGUGUGGGAGGUGGCACUGAGUGAUGGAGUCCACAGGAUCGAGUUUGAACAUGGCACGACCACCGGAAAGAGGGUCAUCUACGUUGAUGGAAAGGAGAUCCUGAGACGGGACUGGAUGUUCAAACUUGUAGGGAAGGAGACAUUCAACGUGGGCAAAUCAGACACCAAAGCAACCAUCAACGUCGAUGCAGUCAGUGGGUUCGCCUACGAGUACACGUUGGAGAUCAACGGGAAGAGCCUGAAGAAGUACAUGGAGAACAGGUCAAAGGUCACCAGCACGUGGGUUCUCAACUUGGACGGCACUGACUGCAGGGUGGUCCUGGAGAAAGACACGAUGGAUGUUUGGUGUAAUGGACAAAACAUUGAGACUGCAGGGGAGUUUGUGGACGACGGCACGGAAACCCAUUUCACACUCGGAGACCACAACUGCUGCGUGAAGGCCGUGAGCAGCGGGAAGAGGCGAGACGGGAUCAUUCACACGCUGCUUGUGGACGGCACAGAGAUAGCCGAAUGCACAGAGUGACUGUGUGUGUUUACAUUUGUAUGAAAGCAGAUGUGUGACUUGGUAGACCUGUAGAGUAGGAGAAUGUCAUUUAAAACUGUCGGAGUCGGGGACCAACUGACGGAAAUACGAGCUCCUAUGUUUUGAUGGCCGUGCUCCGGAGAGUAUAUUAGCCAUAUAUUGGUACUGUAAGGGUU